AUGUUCUACUAUCCCAACGUGCUUCAGCGCCACACUGGCUGCUUUGCCACCAUCUGGCUGGCAGCGACGCGUGGCAGCCGGUUGGUGAAGCGCGAAUACUUGAAGGUGAACGUGGUGAAGACCUGCGAGGAAAUCAUCAAUUAUGUGCUGGUUCGAGUGCAACCCCCGCUGCCCGGCCUGCCGCGGCCCCGCUUCUCCCUCUAUCUCUCAGCCCAGCUCCAGAUCGGCGUGGUCCGGGUCUACUCUCAACAGUGCCAGUACCUCGUGGAGGACAUCCAGCACAUCCUGGAGCGCUUACAUCGGGCCCAGCUGCAGAUCCGCAUUGAUAUGGUGGAGCCUGAGCUACCCGGCCUGCUGCUUCCUAACCGCCUGGCCAUGAUGGAGACCCUGGAAAAUGCUCCAGACCCCUUUUUUGGGAUGAUGUCUGUGGAACCCAGACUUCCCAGUCCUUUUGAUAUCCCUCAGAUUCGACACCUCUUAGAGGCUGCAAUCCCAGAGAGAGUUCUUGAAGAGAUCCCUCCUGAAGUUCCUACAGAGCCCAGGGAGCCAGAGAGGAUUCCGGUCACUGUGGUGUCUCCUGAGGCCAUCACCCUCCGGGAGGCAGAGCCCAUAUGCAUUCUGGAGAUCGAGGGUGAACGGGAGCUCCCAGAGAUCAGCCGCCGAGAGUUAGACCUGCUGAUUGCGGAGGAAGAUGAAGCUAUCUUGUUAGAGGAAGGCAGGCCUCCCCGGCUUCGUAGGGCCCGCCCAGAGCUAGAAGGUCAGGUAGAGGUCCUAGGUCCUGAGGAGCUGAAGCUAAUAGGCUGGGAGCCCGGGGUCCCACUGGCUGAGGUGACUCCACCGCCAGAGCUGCGUCUGCCAGCCCCACCCAGCCCAGAGCUGAGGCCCCUAGUCCCCCCACCUCCUGAAAGACCACCAGCUCGUCGCCGCCGCCAAUUACUGUUCUGGGAUGAGGAAACUCAGAUCUCUCGAGAGAAAUUCCAGGAACAAUUGCAAACCAGAGCCCACUGCCGGGAGUGUCCAAUGGUGCAGCCUCCCGAGAGGACAAUCAUGAGCCCUGCGGAGUUAUUCCAAACCCCAACUCACACUGGCUGGCUACCCCCAGAACUACUGGCUUUGUGGAAGCACGGUGCCCUGCCACCUCCAAGCAUGCUCAGGCAAAGGCUGCUCCAGGAGGCUGAAGAGGCUGAGAGGGCGGCAGCUGCUGAGGAGGAAAGGAGAAAGGCUGAAACUCCAAGUGAGAUCGAGGUCCUGAGGGAGGCCCUGGAGCCCAGUGGUCCCCUCAUGGUGUCUGCAGAGAUCUCCCUAGAAGCAGCUGAAGAGGAGAAGUCCCGUAUCAGUCUCAUCCCACCAGAAGAACGGUGGGCCUGGGCUGAGGCAGAGCAGCCAGAGCCCCUUGCAUUGCCCGUGGUGCCUGAACUCCCUGAGGUGCCAAUGGAGAUGCCUUUGGAGCUACCCCUAGAGCCUGAGCUGCUCUCACCAGAGGCCGUGCACAGGGCAGUGGCCCUGGAGCUUCAGGCCAACAGGGAGCCUGACUUCAGCAGCCUAGUGCCACCUCUCAGCCCACGCAGGAUGGCUGCCCGGGUCUUCUACCUGCUCCUGGUGCUCUCAGCGCAGAAGAUCCUUCGAGUGGAACAAGAGAAACCAUACGGGCGCCUCCUGAUCCGGCCAGGGCCCAGAUUCCACCAAGAUUAG
Propithecus coquereli (Coquerel's sifaka) is the source of this 1692-nucleotide messenger RNA. RefSeq names its product REC8 meiotic recombination protein (gene REC8). The record is from RefSeq and is a predicted model, not a curated record. The transcript is spliced from 18 exons. Gene Ontology annotation, molecular function: chromatin binding; protein binding. Lineage: Eukaryota; Metazoa; Chordata; Mammalia; Primates; Indriidae. Gene Ontology annotation, biological process: synaptonemal complex assembly; replication-born double-strand break repair via sister chromatid exchange; mitotic sister chromatid cohesion. Bases 1 to 1692 code for a protein of 563 amino acids. Gene Ontology annotation, cellular component: cohesin complex; synaptonemal complex.